This is a messenger RNA of Bactrocera neohumeralis, 5264 nucleotides long. RefSeq lists its product as uncharacterized. Gene Ontology annotation, cellular component: cytoplasm; early endosome membrane; lysosome. The record is from RefSeq and is a predicted model, not a curated record. The transcript is spliced from 7 exons. NCBI's taxonomy places the organism in Eukaryota, Metazoa, Arthropoda, Insecta, Diptera, Tephritidae. Gene Ontology annotation, biological process: immune response; antigen processing and presentation of peptide antigen via MHC class II; protein polyubiquitination. Bases 608 to 2656 code for a protein of 682 amino acids. Gene Ontology annotation, molecular function: ubiquitin protein ligase activity; zinc ion binding; MHC protein binding.
AAUCUGGCAUUCGCCGCUGUUCUCCUCGUUCGUUCGGUUUUCAUAGCUCUAAGCAGAAGAGAGUUUAUAUGUGAGGUGGUGUAUUAUUUAGCAAAUAAAAAUUGGCUAUUACAAAUAAAAAAAUAUCGACAAAGUGAAGUGUAGGUGUGAUAAUAAAAAUUACAACGUAGUUUGGUGCUUGUGCAACAUAUGUACAUGAAUUUUAAGAGUGGAUAUUACCUGGUUUCCUGAGUCAUUAAACCCAUAAGAAAUAUCUUUAUGAAAGCACGGAAAGAAAGUCAAUGAAAUCAAUGAAGUGCAAUAAAUGGGCAAAUCCACUGUAUAAAAAAUAAAUAUAUAUCGCUAAAGCUACAAGUAUUUAUUGGCAUAUGCGUAUGUUUUCAUCUGUGCAAAUAUAAAUUUCAUCAAGAAAAUAUAUUUAGGCAGAGCAAAAACAACUAUACGCAAUACUAAAAAACUAACAAAGUUAUUUAUAUGUUUACAUAUGUAGCGUAAUACGUGACCUUUACGUAUUAUAUGUAAGUACGAAAUACUUUAAAUCGAUCAUUAAAAAGUGUAAUUUUAUGAGAAACCUCAUAAGUGAGCUGUACUAAUUCAAAUAACAAAUAUGCAUUGCGACAAUACGAAAACAUCAUCAGAAAUCGAACAUGUGGAUUGGAGUACUGGCACCGGCUCUGGUCACCACUACGCUAACGUCAGAUUUGGAUCAGGCAGCAGUCAGGCCUCGCAGAGUAGCGGCGAUAUUUGUCGCAUCUGCCAUUGUGAGAGCGAUCCACAAAAUCCGUUAUUGACGCCCUGCUAUUGUGCGGGUAGCUUAAAAUACGUCCAUCAAGCGUGUCUCCAGCAAUGGCUAACGGCAUCCGAAACGAACGCAUGCGAACUAUGCAAAUUUCCAUUUAUAAUGCACACAAAAAUCAAACCAUUCAAUGAGUGGCGCAGCCUUGACAUUUCUGGAAUUGAGCGAAGACGUCUCUGCUGUUCGGUAUUAUUUCAUUGCGCCGCCGCUUUAUGCGUUAUUUGGUCGCUUUGUGUGCUAAUCGAACGUGCCGCUGAUGAUGUGAAGCGUGGACUGAUUGAUUGGCCCUUCUGGACAAAACUGGCCGUGGUAACAGUGGGACUCACGGGCGGCGUGGUCUUCAUGUAUAUUCAAUGCAAAGCUUAUUUGCAUCUAUGCCAUCGUUGGAAGGCCAGAAACAGAAUACUGCUCAUACAAAAUGCACCAGAAAAAGUGCAUGCCAUGUCGCCACCAUCACCCGCUGUCCAACAUCGCACUCAUCACGAGGGCUCCUGUGAGCCACAUCCCUCUAGCAUUAAUGCGCCCACCGCCGCCGGUGAUGGCCCAAAUGUUGAAAUUGUAGCCAAUGGCGCGUCCGCCUCGAAUGGUUACAACUAUGCCGUCACUGCUGGUGGUAACGGUAGCAUUUCUGGCAGCCUGGAUAUAGAGGGUGCCGCAACAUUACAUCAGCAUCCAUUGCAUCAUUAUCAUCUUCCAGCCGAACAGCGUCGUUUGCAACAGAGCGGUGAUGCGGAUUCGGAUGUUUUGCCUACCACACAUCACCAUAGCCAUUUGCCACCACAACAGCAGGUGGGACAGGUGGCCGUAGCGGCAAAUAUUGAAUGUGCACAGCUGCAAAGUAAUUACGAACGUGAUUGGGCAUUGGACGAUGUGGUUUCGCAGAUCUCAUCCUUCCGUCCGUGUCCACAAGGUUCGGGUAGCAUGACACCAUUUCACGAUUCAAUACAUAAUGUACUCGAGCAUUCGGAGAAUUCGAGUCGCGGUUCGGUAAAUGACGUUUGCGGUGGUUCACGUCAAGAUCUCAGCACUGGUGGCAUUUCUACGGAUACGGGACGUGAGCAUGCGCUACAAUUGAGUAGUUUUAGUGGUAGCGGCGAUCAAAAGGCACCCUCGAUCAGUUCAGGUGUUUCCAAUGCGGUGGCAAAUGGUUUGGGCGGUUUCGCCUACAAGCCGCACACCAAACGUUAUUCCAAUUCAUCGAUAUUCGUAGAGAACCGCGACAUUCUCAACGACUCGAUGGGUUUGAGCAUGGAAUCAUCGGUUGAUUACCCCGCCACGGAGAGCUAUCGACACGCAAACACAUUGACGCCGCCCAGUGCAGCGGAUGUCGAAGCUGAAAGUGAACAGCUGGAUAAAUUUCUAACGAAAGACUUACGUCGCUACUCGGACACAAAACUGGUGAUCGGACCAGACAGCGAACCGAUGCUGGGCGCCGAAGUAAACGACGUCUUACUGCCAUCAGCAGUGCCCAUAGAACCCGUGUACUCGAUGAGAAGCACAUUACCGGCAGGCGGCAAUAAACGUAUACGGCAACUGCUAAAACAAAAUUCGGCUACUGCGGCAGAUACAAUACUGGAUAUGGAACUGCCCACGUCACCGCUAUCGCCACCAGCCGCCUAUGCGGUAAAUGUAACAAUGCCAACGACGCGUCAGACACAGGCAGCCUUGCGCCGAUCCCUACACACGGUGGAUGAGUUGGGCGCGGGCGCAAAUGCGCAGGACUUGCUGAGAAGCAGAGCCAUACCCAGCACGGCUGCAACGACGAGUAUGGGCACGUCCAGGCGGCAGUCCACGUCGACGCCAAUGUUUAAAUCGUUGCCAAAUUUGAGUGGCAGUUGCGAAAAUCUGCUCAGAAAAUGAGCGAACACAGCAAUUCUGCCCGACUUCAUCGAGUCCAAUACUUAAAUGAAGUGUAUGCAUCUAUCUACCUACCUAUAUGAAAAUAUGGAACUAAAUGUACUGAGUUGACGCUCUCUAAGUUGUUGUGUACGCACAUAACUGUAUUUUAUUUUUAUUGACUUUAGUUUUUGUGCGUGCAACAAAUAAGGUUAACUUGCGUCCAAAUAUUUAUUCACGCUUAAUGUGUUUUUUUGUUUUUGUUUAUGUUUUUUUUUUAUUUUAAGUGGACCUACACUUUACUUGAAUGAGACUUUUUGAAUAUUCGCUUGUGUCGGCUGUACUAAGGCUUAAUUAACACAGCGUUUAGACUGUUCGUUAUAAAUAUGUAAGCUGCAGUUAGGAAAGAAAUAAAGAAAAAUAUGAAAUGUGAAUUUUGAAAUUUGUUAAGCGGCUAUAAUUUUUGUAGUUAUAUGCGAAAGCAGGACAAAUCUGAUAUUUGUAAAAAUAAUAUAAUUUAUUUUUUUUUAUAGAUUAUGGAAAAUGUUCAUAAUUUGUAGACACAUCAUGGAAUUAUUUUUUUUCCGAAUUUUUGAUUGUUUUGGUAUAUUUUUGUUUCUGUAUCGGCAGAAAACAUCUCUGCAAUCAUUUUGAAGAAUGCUGCCGAGUUGACCGUCUUUGAUCGGUUAAAAAUCCGGUUGUGUACCAGUUACGUAAACCCGACUGUCGUGGGAACGGUUUGUUUAGGUGACUAGUUGAAUGAAAAUUCAAAUUUUUUUUCUGUCCGUUAUAAGAUACAUAUUAUGAGUAGUUGUGCACCUCAUCGUUUGUAAAUUAUUUUGCUUAAUUCAACAUAUAACAAAGGUGUAAGCUCAAUUUAUAUUUCAAUUAUUCGAAAAUUUUACAAGAAUUCUUAACUCAUCUUUUCAUAUUUUUGCUAUCAAGCUGUAUAUAUAAAAAAUAAAUAAAUGUUUCAGCUAUUUUACUACAAAAAUCUAUCAUUUAGAGAAUCUUCUUGCUAAAAAGUGAUUAAAAAUAUUUAAUUUAUGUUUGAAAUAUCAACUCAAAUGCAGUCAAAGGAAGACAUGACAAAGUCAAAAAAUUGUAUUGUCAAAAUUCCGCAGAUUUAUAGUGAAAUUAUUCGAGAAAAUUUGAAAAAGUGUGCCAAAUCUUUAAUCUAAGUAGUUAAAACGAUGUCUUUCAAUUCUUUCUUACAGAAAUUCCUAUUCAUUAGUGAAUCAUAGUUUAUGACAAAUUACAAAAUAUUCAGUGCAAUCAGAAAUCCUAACAAAUAUUGGAUUUGUCCUUUUGCUCUCUACAAUUUCACAACUUAAAAUGCGUAAAUUAUAACACAAACCCACAUACAAUUGCGUGCAAUGCAAAAGCAACAUCAUUACAGCACUGAAAAUAACUUUUUCUGAAAGCAUUUACUGUCGAAAUCUCUUAAUUUCACUUUGACGUUCGUAACGUAUUUACAUAUCGUCACCUGAAAUGCAAAAUAACGUAACAACAUUUUCGGAAAUUUACAAUGGCAAGAAUUAAACACGAAAUAAAAUAGAACAUGAGUGAAAAAAAAUUUUAAUAUUGGUUAAAACUGGUUUUUAUCUGAGUGCAGAACCUAAAAAUGUUGAACAUAUGUAAUAUUAUAUAUGUAAUUUGAAGUAGUGAAGCGUAAUCAAUAAGACACUCAAUUUCGAAUUUUUUGAUGAUACGUUAUUUUGCAUUUCAGGUGACGAUAUACAUAUUUAAAUUGAGUGAAGGAAUUUUUGAGAUUUUGAAAAGUUAAUGCUAAAUAAAAACUGUGAUUAAACAAUUUGUCAUUUUUAGACUUUUUUGCGAAUCGAACAUACAUACAUUUUCACACACACAUACACUUGUGAAAAUCACACACAUGUAUUUAUCUACAUAUAUUUUUUGUUUUUGAAGUAUCAAUAUGCUUUAAAUGUAAAUGGCAAGCUAAAGUUGGAAAUUAUUACCAGAACUUUUCACAGUACAACAGUAUCAUAUAAUACAGUGGAGUCAAUAAACAGCUCACUUAAUCCAUAUAUUUUCUAUGUGGAUACUAAAAGCAGGAAAUGCAAACAUACAGACAUAGACAUACAUAUAAUAAACUUACAAAAAAAUAAAAAUGAAAAGUGAAAACAAUAUGAAGAAACUUAGAAAGAAACAAAUAUUUUUCUAUAAAUACAUAAACCGUUAUUUUAGGAUUGCGCUUCGAAACAACCGCUUGUUUUUAACUAGAACAUGUUUGAGAUUACAACUCCUGUUCACAAUAACCUUUUCAAAUUGCCAAUUUCUUCCUCCUCUAUUUAAUGCGCCUGCCUCGAGUAAUAAUACUAUACAUUAUUAGCUUAUUUACUUAAUUAUAUAAAUAUAUAUAAACUUCUUUUUUCUCAUUUCCGAUUUCUGUACAGUAUGUAUACAAAAUACUAGUAUAAAAUCAUAAGCAAAUGGAAUUUUGUAAUUAAUUUAAUUAAAAAUUAUAUUACAUUUAUUACAAUUUAAGUAUGUAUAAAUCGCAUACUAUGGAAAACUAUGUAAAAUUAUAUCUAUAUUAUUAAUGUAAUUUUAAAAGCAAAGAAUUUUAAACAUUUUUUGUGUAAAAUAAAAAAGAAUAACUUAAUUACAAGUA